This is a messenger RNA of Phalacrocorax carbo (great cormorant), 2144 nucleotides long. The record is from RefSeq and is a predicted model, not a curated record. NCBI's taxonomy places the organism in Eukaryota, Metazoa, Chordata, Aves, Suliformes, Phalacrocoracidae.
GCCAUCAUGUCCAUCUUCACCCCCACCAACCAGAUCCGCCUCACGAAUGUGGCCGUGGUGCGGGCGCGGCGCGGCGGGAAGCGCUUCGAGAUCGCCUGUUACCGCAACAAGGUCAUGGGCUGGCGCAGCGGAGCGGAGAAGGAUCUCGAUGAGGUCCUGCAGACGCACACGGUGUUUGUCAACGUCUCCAAAGGCCAGGUGGCAAAGAAGGAAGAUCUCGUUCAAGCAUUUGGAACAGAUGACCAAACAGAAAUCUGUAAGAUGAUUUUAUCAAAAGGGGAGCUGCAGGUAUCGGACAAAGAACGACACACACAGCUGGAGCAGAUGUUUAGAGACAUCGCAACUAUUGUGGCUGACAAAUGUGUGAACCCUGAAACAAAGAGGCCGUACACAGUAAUCCUUAUAGAAAGAGCCAUGAAGGAUAUUCACUACUCCGUCAAACCACACAAGAGCACGAAGCAGCAGGCGCUGGAAGUGAUCAGGCAGUUAAAGGAGACCAUGCAAAUUGAACGUGCUCACAUGAGGCUGCGAUUUAUUCUUCCAGCAAAGGAGGGGAAGAAACUAAAAGAGAAGCUCAAGCCACUGAUUAAAGUCAUUGAGAAUGAAGACUUCCAUGAACAAUUGGAAAUCGUGUGCCUUAUUGACCCGGGCUGCUUCAGAGAGAUUGAUGAGCUGAUCCGGAGUGAGACAAAAGGGAAAGGAACACUGGAGGUGCUCAGUCUGAAGGACGUGGAGGAGGGAGAUGAAAAGCUUGAAUAACAAAACCCUUCACAGGGCAGUUCUACUUUAACAACAUCCUACGAAAUGACUGGCAUUAGCCGCUCUCUUCUGUUAGGCCUUCGUGUUUUUUCCAAUCUCUUGCUGCCAAAUACUUUCUGACACUAAUCCUUUGGGAUUUUGCCAUGCAGUGUGGGGGUUUUUUUAUCAUUUUACACUUGCUUCGUUUACAGAUGGGUUUGCCUGUAGGAACACUUGUGUCAGAGUUGCACUAAUGAGGAUUGAGUUGAGACUUGAUAUGGAAGUUACUCUAGGUUUGGUUCACUUUACGAGUUGCUGUUGAAGAGUAUUUGAUACGGUGCCAGUCAUUUUCAUUUUAAAUUGCUAGUGUUGAGUGGAAGAUUGCGUAGGUCACUGAGCGGUGGGGUUUGCAUUUGAGGAGAGGAACCUUCAGAAAAGGGAGCUGCAUUUUUGCUUCUGAACAGGUGCAAAGUGUGGAUCAUUUCUAAACCGAUCUCUUGGCAGCAUGAAAACAGACUUAGACUUCCAUAAUUGGCUGCUUGAUGAUUAGAGUACUUUAAAGGACCAUUCUUAAAGAUUUCCUUCACUGGAUAUAACAGUACUUGCUGACUGAAAAAAUGUUCUCCAAAUAACUUAUUCAUAAAAUAUAUUUAGCUACAUUAAUAAAAAUGAAUUAUCAUCUAUUUAUAUAUUAUAGAUACAGAAAGAAAUAAUAAUUAUUUUUGUGAAUAAUGUAGGAGGUAGCUCUGGCCGCGAUGAUGCUUUUUGUAGGCUGAAGGCAUAGCCUUCGCUUCUGGGCUGUUCUCGUUCAUGUGAUAAAAUGAAUCUUGAACAGGCAGUGGUGGCCUGUGGCUGUUGAGCUAGGCAGGCUUUUGUGGGGCGGUAAUUCCCUAGCGGGGACCGUUUAGUGUGUGUGCCUUUUCUUUUCAGUGCGAUAGAGAACAAUUCUGGCAGCUGUCCUUUAUCCUCUGUCUUUUUAGGCUGCUUUCUAAUACAUGCACAGAAUUUCCAGCCAGCUCCUGAGGCACAGUAUAUGCUUCUUGAUUAAUUCUUUUAAAUCUUGUUUCAGUUGUGUUAAACAAAUGCUUUUAAGUUGAAUUUGUGUGUUUCAAAGAAGAGCAGAAGAGAAAACAACAACUGGGGAAGGAGAUACUAAAAAUAUAAACCACCAGGCAAAGUAUGUAUAUCCGUGGGUGAAUAAAAGCUAAACCAGCAGGAAUUUAAGGAGCCUUUAGUACUACGUACCUGUUCCUGCGCUGAUGGGGUGCAGCAAGCCAGGAGCUGCAGGCUAGCCAGCGACUGCGUCUCUCCCAGAUGACUGAGUGUUGUGUUCAUUGUUUGCUGUUUACUUUCAGAGCGCGGGACUCUGCCUGUUAUAUGACAAUUAAACAGAGCUCUGGCUUGUA